This is a messenger RNA of Acanthoscelides obtectus, 2962 nucleotides long. NCBI's taxonomy places the organism in Eukaryota, Metazoa, Arthropoda, Insecta, Coleoptera, Chrysomelidae. The record is from the annotation of a GenBank genome assembly.
CAAAGUAUUUUUAUGUUGUUUUGUGAUAUAAUUAUUAUAUUUUUUAUUAUAUUCUUUAGCAUCUUCGGAACUUAGUACGCCACCAUAAAUAAAAAUAAAAUGCCUGUUGAAGCAGCUUCCAGGAACCAAAUUCUUGAUUUGUUCAAUCAGGCCCAAACAACAAGUGCCGUGCACCAGAAAAACUCUAUACAUCUUUAUAAACUAAUUCAUAGGGUAUGUUUCUAACUUUAGUAGUAAAUUUGAUCUUAUACACCCAUAAGGGGCUUCUUUGCACACAUUCUACAUUCUGUUUCAAGUCUGAAGAAACCUGGCCUCUUCUGAAUAAUGUAAUACUUACAAUACUACAAGCUGAAGAAAGUGUAUAUUUAGAGAGAUUGAUACAAUUCAUUGGAGCAAUCUAUGUAACUCUGAAGCAGAAAGAAAUAACUAAAAAUGAUGUCUUUUCACCUGAAGGAUGUAACCUAUCUUUUGGAAUAUUGAGCUUUCUUUUGAAGGCCUCGAAAUUAGCUAAUGAUAACAUUCGUCUGAAUUCACUGAAAAUGAUCCAUGAAAUCUUGAAUAACCUUAUGGAUGUGGAAAUUGAUGAGUCAUUAUGUGAGGAAUUGGAAAAAAAAUUAAUAGAUAGAUUAUGGGAUCCCAGAAUUUCUGUCCAGCUGGAAGCAUUGGGUACUAUGUCCCGUUUACAGAACUAUGAUAACCCUGAUGAUAAUAUAAUUGCAAAAUUCAUCUAUCUGACAGCUUCUUCAAGUUCAAAGGUAAGGCAGCGAGCAAUAGAAUUAGUAGCUGCGCGAGGAGAUGUCAUAAAAUAUUUUGUAAGGUCAACAAGAGACAAGGAUCCUGCAGUAAGAUUAGCUGCACUAAAAAGACUCGCAAGCAAAGCAACAUUUUUGAAGACUCCAGACAAAUGUGACAUUCUUCUGUUUGCUUUGAGAGAUUCCACACCGUCUAUCCAAAAAUAUUUACCUGUUUUGCUAAACUCAUGGGUAGAGAGCUAUGAUAAUAACAUAAUACAGUUCUUGAAGUCACUUAAAAUACAUACUGAUAGGAAUCAAAUUCAGAGGGCCGUCUCUCUGUAUGAGAAAGUUCUGUAUAUAAUAUUAAGGAAUACAGACCUUGCAAGGUUGUCUGGAUAUGUGCAAAUCGUUGACAAAGUAGUACCAUAUGAUCAGUUGAAUUAUGAGACAUCUUGCUACUGGAGAACAUACAUUGAGUAUUUACAUGGUAAAGGAGAUUAUUUUGAGGGGGAAGUUGAGAGGAUGAUUCCCGAACUACCUUAUUUUAGUGGACAUAUACUUGGAUUCUGCAAUAGUAUGAAAACCAAAGGGCUGGAAAAUGACUCAGAACAGCAAUACAUACUGAAGCAACUAUUCCUGAUGACUAAAGUCUUCGAUUAUGCUGAUGUUGCAAAUAGAAGAUGCUUGAAUGGUUUGGUGCAAUGUGUGUUACGUGACUUACCAUUAACUACAGAUACCACUGAGGUAGUUGUAUCAGCCUUAGAGAGGUCGAUCCCUUUGGCUGCUCCUAGGACGCAUUUUGUCAAUGAAAUGAUCUCAGAAAUUAUUUCGCCUGUUGAUGUAGAGACUGCUGUGCAGAUCCACGAACUGACGCAAUUAAAAGUGCAAAUAAACUGCCUAAACAACGACCUCGAUGAAGCAGUACAAGAGAAAAGUUAUCUGAGAGCAGAUGCCCUCAAGAAAGAAUUGGAACAAAAAGAGGUAGAAUUGAAACGUCUGAAGGAAGAGCGUUACGUACAACAUGAGAUUACAGAAAGAAAAAAUGACGAACCGACGCUGAACAAAUGUCUGGACAUUGCCAUUGCUGCUGCAUCUUCAAAACAGGUGACACAACUGACUCCCGCCUUGAGGUCUCUAAAAGAAAGUUUAAUUCCAGAUUUCAUGGAACAUGAUAGCUGGAUCAUCAAGCUGAAAGCUCUUAAAUUUUACGCUCUCUGCUGUCUCGUAGACAAAACAGUCGUUCCUACAGGAAUACAAAUCUUCACAGCUCUCAUCUACUCUUACUCGCACGGAGAAAAAUUCGAAAAGGAAAUCCUGCAACUUUGUGUUUAUGCUGUGUGUGACCUGUUGAUUUUGUAUGGACCAGCUCUAGUUGCUGCACCUAAUGUGGUGGAUCUGUCAGAAAGUACCGACGAGGACCAUCAGCAAGUUUUUGCUGGAUCAUCCAUAUCUGAGAUAGUGGAUGCACUUUUGGCUAUCAUAAAAGAUCAGGAAAAUGAGACUUUGGUGAAAGAAUGGGCAUAUUUGACCAUAUGCAAGCUCAUAAGCAAUGGUGUUGCGAAAACUGCUUCACUAAUUUCAAUGCUGAUUUUGAAAUGGUGUGAACCUGAAGGUGAUCCCAACCUGGUCAGUAUCAUUGGUCACACGUUGCAGAAGAUAGUUCGCAUAUCCGAGUAUUCGCAUAAUUUGCAAGAUGCAUCAAUUUUGACUAUAGACGUGUUGCUUAAUGAUACGUCACCACCGAUCUAUCAGACUGUCAAAGAAGACGUAAUCAAGUUCAUCGUCGCUCUUUGCAAAACAUCGCCAAAGCAAAUGGAAAUCCAAGCCGUACUAGGAACAGACUUCUGCUGUAGAAUUAGGGACACUUACGAUACUAAAACGCAGUUGCUUCUAUCUAAACUUCUUCUAAAUCUUGACAUACCACCGGAUGCGCAGUUUUUGGAGUACCUGAUGGAACUUUGUGAUGAAGUCAAAGACAAUGUAACAAAUAAACUAGUUCGUGCAAAUGUUACCAAGUUUGUAGCGUCGCUUCACAGCAAGUAUGAAAAAGUCACUUUUGGUGCCGAUGAUAUGACUAAACAGUCAGCUGAAGAUGAUGUAGAACCAAUGGAAGAUGAUGGAGACGAGACGGAAGACGACGAGUAAAUAUUAUCAUGGGAGCACAACACUUUGGUUUCGUGCUGUGAAGAGACUCAUAAUAGUCUAAUCAAACGGUAGUUUGAAGUGGA